Aedes albopictus (Asian tiger mosquito) is the source of this 2550-nucleotide messenger RNA. RefSeq lists its product as uncharacterized. The coding region runs from base 1 to 2550 and encodes 849 amino acids. The transcript has 2 exons. The record is from RefSeq and is a predicted model, not a curated record. NCBI's taxonomy places the organism in Eukaryota, Metazoa, Arthropoda, Insecta, Diptera, Culicidae.
AUGGUGAGCGCAACUGUCGCUUCACGGUCGCUCAGAAUAUCACCGUAUUCGGAAAACAUCCAACUGCACGUUCUGUCCAAACUGACUUCAGAGUUACCCACUGAGUUCGUGAAUGUAUCUCAGCUAGCGAUUCCGGAGCAUCUAACUCUCGCAGAUCCUACAUUUUUUGAGCCUGGAUUGAUUGAUCUUAUCAUCGGUGCAGAAUAUUACUACGAUUUGCUGUCAGAUGGAAGAAUCAAGCUAGUAGAUGAUGGACCUACUCUUCAAGAAACCGUCUUCGGCUGGGUCGUCUCUGGACGUGUACCCAGAUCUUUGAUUGCUGUACCACAAACCGUUUCAUAUCCUUGUACAGUUUCGGACUUGAACGAGCUACUCACGAAGUUUUGGGAACUCGAGUCCUGGCACACAGGAGGCACGUUGUCAGUAGAGGAGUCAACGUGUGAAGAAAUCUUCGAGCGAACUACCAUCCGAGACGAAACUGGUAGAUUCGUAGUCACCCUACCGAAAAAGGAAGCUGUCAUUCAGAAACUGGGGGACUCCAAGGCCAACGCUCUCAAACGAUUCUACGGACUAGAGCGUCGGUUUGCAGCCAAAGCUGCGUUGAAAGAAGCGUACUUCGAAUUCAUCAACGAAUAUAGGGCAAUGGGUCACAUGGAAGAAGUAGCAGAAGAUGACGAACCCGUAUACUAUCUACCGCAUCACGCUGUGCUGAAGCCGGAUAGCACGACGACAAAGCUUCGCGUCGUGUUCGAUGCUUCGUGCCGCACGUCGUCCGGUGUAUCGUUGAACGAUGGGUUGAUGGUAGGACCGGUCGUCCAAGACGACCUUCACUCCAUCGCGUUGCGUUUCCGAUUUCGGAGGAACGCAAUAGUGGCAGACGUGGCGAAAAUGUAUAUAAUGGUGAAGGUUUGCCCAGCUGACCACCUACUGCAGUGCAUUCUCUGGAGACCGUCUUCCGAUGAUCCCGUUCAGGCGUAUAAACUGACCACGGUUACCUACGGAACCAGCUCUGCGCCAUACCUGGCAACGAAGUGCCUUCAACGACUGGGAACUGAGGGUGCAGCAACCCACCCAGCUGCUGCGAAGACGGUCAAGAAGGACUUCUACGUGGAUGAUGCGCUGAGCGGAACUGAUGAUUUGGGGGAAGGCAGAUCGCUCGUGGCGGACUUGAUUGAUCUGACCAAUUCAGCAGGCUUUAUCUUGCGGAAGUGGAGUUCCAACAGCGCUGAACUGCUUUCCCACGUUCCAGCUGAGCUUCGGGACGAACGAAUUUCAUUUGAACUGGAUUCGUCAACCUCCGCUGUGAAAACUCUUGGUCUGAUAUGGGAACCAGCUGCAGAUAUUUUUCGUUUCGCCGUACCCCAACUAGAAUCAGAUGCUCCUAUCACCAAGAGAAUCGUUUUGUCGGAAGCAGCAAAGAUUUUCGACCCGUUAGGUCUAAUUGGUCCGGUAGUUGUGCAGGCAAAAAUAUUACUGCAAACACUGUGGAAGCAGAAAUGCGGCUGGGACGACCUGCUGCCGGAGGAACUACAGAACGCAUGGAAUGAAUUUCGGAGAAAUCUGCUGGCCUUGGACACUCUUUCUAUGCUUCCAACGCUGCCUAUGGAGCAUGUCUCUAUUUGCGAUGUAUCACGGGUGACGGCACAAUCAAUAACCGUCAGGCUCAUCACGGCCAAGUCAAGGGUUGCACCACUGGAAGAUUUGAAGCGGAAGAAGAAGGUCCUUUCGACGCCACGUCUAGAACUUUCCGCAGCGCUUUUGUUGAGUCAUUUGUAUGAAAAGGUCUGUAGCAGUGUUAAGGUUCCAUUCCAACCGUUUUUCUGGACCGACUCGACAAUCGUGAAGUACUGGCUAGCUUCUCCACCUUCUCGCUGGCAGAUUUUCGUAGCAAAUCGAGUAUCGGAGAUCCAGCACAUAACCAGCAACGGCGUAUGGAAUCAUGUAGCCGGAGCGGACAAUCCGGCGGACAUAAUCUCGCGUGGCAUGAUACCCGCGCAGUUGAAGUACGAAACGACAUGGUUUGAAGGCCCUCUGUGGCUACGGCAGGAUCGCUCAAGGUGGCCUAGCAGUUCCGCUAUCCCGGACGUCGAACACUCUCUUCUCGAGGAGCGAUCUGUCGUCGCACUGCCAGCUCGUUUGAAGACUCCUAGCGAAAUCUUUCUUCUCCGUUCCUCGUUUACCAAUAUCGUCCGGAUCGUAGCAUGCAUCCGGAGAUUCAUCCACAAUGCAACUCCGAACAAUCGCAAUCACAGACUCACGGGCCCUGUCAAGCUUCAAGAGUUGAACGAAGCGACAGACGUCCUAGUUCGUUUAGCUGAGGUGGACAGCUUUUCCGAUGAAGUUGCAGCUCUUUCUCGUAGCCGGGAGGUGAAGACUUCGUCCAAAAUCCUUUCGCUUCAUCCCAUUUUGGUUGAUGAAACGCUUCGCGUUGGCGGCCGGCUUGCUAACGCGCCAAUAGCGGAGAGUCGAAAGCAUCCUAUGAUACUCCACCACCACCAUCCGUUCACCAAGCAGAUUUUGCGGCACUACCACAUCAAACACUUCUGGUAG